Molecule: messenger RNA, 1773 nt
Organism: Cuscuta campestris
Lineage: Eukaryota; Viridiplantae; Streptophyta; Magnoliopsida; Solanales; Convolvulaceae
Source: the annotation of a GenBank genome assembly
CUGUCUCCUCUUCCUCAGAAGAGCUAAAUAAGCCAUGGUUUCUUUUGUGGGUUCAGCUCCCCUCAGCUUCUGCAUCCGCGAUAAUGGCGCUUCUUCUUCUUCUUCUUCAACAUGUUACUCCACUGCGAGGAAACCAUCCAAUUCGUAUUGUUCUUUUAGUUUCAGUAGAAAGGAAUUCAAUAGAAGAAUGGUUUCUGCUUGUGUGGCGCCUCCUCAAGAGGCAAAUGAAUUUUAUUCUUCUAAUUUCAAUGGUUCAAUUAAACAUGAGAAGCUGAGCUUGGUAGGGGAGCCUGGUGAUGGGUCUGACGUGCUGAUUGAGUGCAGAAAUAUAUACAAGUCAUUUGGAGAAAAGCAUAUUUUAAGAGGUGUGAGCUUCAAGAUACGGCUUGGAGAGGCUGUUGGAAUAAUUGGGCCUUCAGGAACUGGGAAAUCUACAAUCCUAAAAAUAAUGGCAGGGCUUCUUGCUCCAGAUAAGGGCGAGGUGUUAAUCCGAGGUAGAAGACGCCAUGGACUUAUCAGCGACGAGGAAAUAUCUGGUCUCCAGAUUGGCUUAGUGUUUCAGAGUGCAGCACUUUUUGACUCCUUGACAGUUCGAGAAAAUGUUGGUUUCCUUUUGUAUGAGAAUUCUACUAUGCCCGAGGAUAAAAUUUCUCAGCUAGUGGCUGAGACCUUAGCUGCUGUUGGGUUGAAGGGUGUAGAAAACCGGCUACCUGCUGAAUUGUCUGGUGGAAUGAAGAAAAGAGUUGCUCUUGCUCGUUCUAUAAUUUUUGAUACAACAAAGAACAUUGUUGAGCCAGAGGUGCUUUUAUAUGAUGAACCAACAGCUGGACUUGAUCCGAUUGCUUCAACUGUUGUGGAAGAUCUGAUCCGAUCCGUUCAUAUGAAAGGUGAGGAUGCCCUUGGGACGCCUGGGAAGAUUGCAUCCUAUGUUGUGGUCACUCAUCAACACAGUACCAUUAGAAGAGCAGUAGACAGGUUUUGAUUUCUUUCUCCUUCAUUCUUUCUUUGAAAUAUUGGUUGUUGGAUUUGGUUCUUGUUCGGUGUCUCAGGAACUCGCCCCACGGUUAGAGUAUAAAAAACAUUCCAAGACCUCCAACCACAAGCUUGAGCUUGUGGUUAAAUUGGUUUCUUGACAUGGUAUCACAGUCUUCCAUGCUCAGAGGUCAGGAGUUCAAAUCUCACUGUCACGGCACCCACUUAAGUUUUUUUAACAUCCACGCGCAAAGCUCGAAUAAACCCUAUUGUUAAAAAAAUGAAAAGUGUAUUAUGAUCUCUGGCUCAAAAAGGAAAGGGUAUGCGUAGGCUAUUGUUUCUUCACGAAGGAAGGGUUGUUUGGCAAGGAAUGACUCACGAGUUCUCUUCAUCAACAAACCCUAUUGUUCAACAGUUUGCAUCGGGGAGCUUAGAUGGACCAAUCAAAUACCAUUAGCCACUCUGAAAAACCAUAGACUAUCUUAUCGUUGAUGUUGCUUGAAUCCACACUUUUGCAAAUAUCACCACCAUACCUUGUGAAGAGUUAGUUCAUUACACAAGAAGAAGAUGAAGAAGAAGAGGUACAUGUUUUUUUUGUAGUCAUGGUGAUGAAUCAUUUCGUCUUCGUGCUACCAUUUAUCAAACUGUCAGAAUGUAUGUUUGGUAAAUAGCGCAUUUGUUUAGUUGUUAUGCCCGAAACUUUAAAAGCGUGCAACAAGCUUAUCCUUAAGACCGGAUUUCCAACAUUCUCUUUUGCAACUACAAGAGAUGAGAGAACUCUAAUAGAGUUUAUUUUAGCAA